ACAUCUCUGAGCAGAAUUAGACGGUGUUUUUGUUGGUGCGAGUGAUGAAUGUUUUUCUUUUCGAUUCGAGUUUGUUGAUGUGAUCGUGUGUAGCCCCCUGAGCGAAUCUCCAUAAACAAACAGCCGCUAAAGAGCCAAGGACAAUUUCCACUCAAUCAAACAAGAACUGGUCCGGCGUGCUUGCUGUGUUUUUAUUUAAAUCUCUUAUGUAAUCCCCUGCCAGCAAGGACUUGGCCUACCCGCAGUUGCCAUAAAGGGCGAAGGUCGCUGCUUUUCAAUGGCCGAAAAUGAAGGGUCGCCUGAUGAACGAGGAGAGACUGACAAAGAAGAUCUCAGUUAUUCGCACAAAUGCAGACAGGACUUGCCGUCUGCUUUGGUGAGAAGAGACUCGGGAUAUCCAGAUCAUGGGUAUGGAAGGAGGAUGCAGGUGGCUGCCGAGAAGGCACUCGUGGGAAAAGAAGGAGAAUAUGCUGACAGGCAAUUCGAAAUUCCAACACCAAGCAAAUCAACUUUUCUUAUGGUCUUCAGUCCCAAUGGGAAACUAGUCGCAUCAACCCACGGUGACCACUCCAUUUACGUUAGCAAUGUGGCAAGUGGUAAAUGCAUCCGGCAACUGAAGGGCCACCCUAGGACUCCUUGGUGCUUGGCCUUCCACCCAGCCAACAACAAUCUGCUGGCCUCUGGCUGUCUUGGAGGAGAAGUACGAGUGUGGGAUCGUGACGGUGCUAGUGAGGUUUGGAGUUCUGGCGGUCAAACAGUGAUCGCUUCACUCGCGUUCCACCCCACCUCGGACAGUCUGCUGGUGAUCGCCACCCACAACGAACUGCACUUCUGGGACUGGAACCGCAAGGUGCCGUUCAUGAAGAUCUGCACCAACCACGACAAAGAACGUGUCAGAUUUGUCACUUUUGACGCAACUGGGCAUUUGCUGAUCACGGGAAUUGCAAAUCGACUGAUGUACACGUCUGUGAUUGAGACUAAUGAGCCUCAAAAUCCUAUUCAGUGCAGCGUUUUACAGCAAAGUACAAGCUACGAAGACAACACGGCUUCAACGUCGACUCUCGGCAGCAACCUUGAACCUCAGCAAAGUGAGGAGCCAGCUGCUGAGACGCAGUCAGAGCAGCAAUCAAGACUGGAAAUGGAGCAGCGGCCGCCGGUGAUGCUGCGGACGCUCAAUGAUCGUUUGCGCUCCGAGGCAUCUUCAUCAGGCUCGACCAGCUCAUCAUCAUCGUCGCCGCCUGCGUCGUCGUCGUCGUCGCGCUACCUCUACCUGCGCAACGCCACGGCGUCAGCCGCUGCUUCUGGGGCGGCAGGAAGCGAGGAGCGCGGCCGGAGUUCGCUGCCGCCGCGGCGCUCGUCGAUGUCGGCGCAGACGCGACGCAGGGUGCCUGUCUCUUCGAGCUUUCUGGCCAGGAAUGAAGCAAGCCGCACGCUCAGCUCACAGCAGAACCGCCGCCUCUUCGUGCGCGAGUUCGCCAACCAGCUCUUCUCCAUGUUCGCGAGCUAUGUGCACGAAAUGUCCUCAGACAGCGAAAACGACGGCCUUGACCCAGAACCGGCCCCCUCCGCUUCCAUUGCUGCUGCCAGAGCCCGCGCUACCGCCGCCAUUGAGUCGCCACUCACCGAGAGAUACAGACGGUACCGACCUUUGAGGGUUGGCCGAUGGAACACAAACUUUGUCGCGCAGGGCAACUUCGCAGUUCACUCCCCGAGCGAAAUGGCCACUGAGGGAAAUCGCGCGCCGACAAUUGGGGAAAGAGCUCUUUCAGGUUACAUAUUUGCGAACAUCCACGUGAAUCACAGAAUCCAGUGUUGGACUUUUAGUGCGCAGAAUUUCCCUCCUGACAUCACAGACUCGUCAAAGAACAUUGUGGUCCCUAAGUGUAAAAUAAACAAUGACUCCAGUGUCAGCAUCUCAUCAUGCAACCAAAUGCUGGCCGCAAUUAUACCAGAGUUCCAAACGCAUGACGUGAAAAUCAAUGUUUACAGCAUGGCGAAAGACACACUUGGACUUCUCCUCUUCACGCAUUCAUUGGUCAGAAAUGUGGUUUCUGUCAGCUUCUCGCCCAGUGCUCAGUUCCUCUUGGUUGGCUUUGCAGCCAACCGGCUGCUUGCUUUUCGAAGAGAUGAAUACCCAAUGGCGCAGAUUUUCGAAGUGUGCCAUCCUGAAAAGUCAUUCAAAUCCGGCAAGACGCAGGGUUUGGAGUUUAGGCGUUCGGUGAUGCAGAAAAGUGACGUCACUUGCACCUACAAAGGAAUCAAUUGCAUGCGGUGGACACCUAUCUCCGGCCAGGGCAUGAUGUACGGCACCAACACUGGCGAACUGAGAAUCAUGUAUUGAUCUCCCAGUGUUUCCCUGACGAAUUGUGAUCUCCGUCUUUUAAGUUAAAUCAUCACUUGUCAAAAAUGAAUCUUUGGUUUGUUUUGUUUUCAGCAUUACCAUGCGCGUUUUGUACUGAACUUUCUAGUUGUAUACGAUCCACGAUUUUAUUUUAGUUUUUUGUACGAGAUCAUACAAGUGCCUUCAGAAGAUAAUUAUGUGAAAUUUGGUGUCAUUGUCAGAUCCUUGAACAUAUUAUGAUCCACUUAAAACUUCUUUUAAGUUUAUAGUGGCGGUAUGGUAAUUGUGAGAACCUAAGCAUGAGCAUGUUUCAAAAUUACUGAAGAGAUUUACUAUUUUUCACUCUACCCUAAGUGAAAUUAUGUUUUUUAUGGCAAAAAAAAUAAACUAACAUCAACCAAUCAAUAACCAUAUAUAUAUAUAAAUAUAUAUAUUUCAUUGAACCUGCCUCAAAGUGCUGGUGUAAACUUGAAUUUACUUUGAAGAGAUUUUUAUUAAGUUUCAUACGAGGGCAACUAUAUGAGCCCCAUACAUAAACUGAAUUGAAUAAAUCAUGCUAGCUAUAUUUCCAUUGCUCUACAAAAUUACAUUAUAUUGUCUUUUAUUAUUUAUUUUUAUAAGAGAGAUAGAUAAUGAUUUGGUCUUUGCAAAUAUAAAGUGUAUAUUGAAUGGAGAAUAAAAUAAUAAAUAAAUAUUGAAAUAAAAUUUC
Molecule: messenger RNA, 3050 nt
Organism: Cloeon dipterum
Lineage: Eukaryota; Metazoa; Arthropoda; Insecta; Ephemeroptera; Baetidae
Product: activating molecule in BECN1-regulated autophagy protein 1-like
Exons: 11
Coding region: 278-2341 (687 amino acids)
Biological process (GO): autophagy
Cellular component (GO): intracellular membrane-bounded organelle
Molecular function (GO): protein binding
Source: RefSeq, a predicted model, not a curated record